Molecule: messenger RNA, 2240 nt
Organism: Dreissena polymorpha
Lineage: Eukaryota; Metazoa; Mollusca; Bivalvia; Myida; Dreissenidae
Product: MPN domain-containing protein-like
Exons: 16
Coding region: 200-1855 (551 amino acids)
Biological process (GO): double-strand break repair
Cellular component (GO): BRISC complex; BRCA1-A complex
Molecular function (GO): metallopeptidase activity; polyubiquitin modification-dependent protein binding
Source: RefSeq, a predicted model, not a curated record
AUGCGCGUCGAAAAUGAUAAAUAACAUUCAAAUUAAGGGCCGCCUUCAAAUUAACAACGGAUAUCAUAUGGUUAUUACGGAAUAAUUUAUUGCGUGUGUCAAUUAACGCAAAAUAUAACGUUUGAGAUAAAAACAACAAAUAUUGAUUACAAAUCUUCACAGUGAAUGUGCAUCACGGAAAUCAGUUUUGGGAAAUUGGAUGAGUUCAGAGGAGGAGACCUGUGAUGAUCUCGAGGAAGGAUGCGAGGAGUUGGGGGUGGAGCAGUCAACGCCAGAGAAACGGGCCCGCCAUGCAAUCACUGGCCGAGGAGUCACUAUACAGAUGCUGAUGGCUGAUGGGAUGAUUCAGGCUGGGGAAGGAGUCCUCUCUCUUGAAUAUCUGGGUCAGAAGUUCACGGCCGACCUGCUACCCAAUGGGAAGAUCAAGUCCAACGAGACGGGCCAGAUAUUCGGCUCACCCAGCUCCUGGGCAAUAUUCUGUAAGAAGCUCGUGAACCCCGCAAAGAAAUCAGGCUGUGGCUGGGCAUCUGUGAAGUACAAAGGCAGGAAACUGGAUACCUGGAAGACCAGCUGGUUCCGACAGCAGAGGCCCCGCAAACCCAACAUUCCUGGCUCACAGUCACCUGCCAGCAGUCAGGUCAGUGACAGUCUUGACUCAUGCCAGAAAGAUGAUUUCCCCUCAGACAUGACUGACCCUCCUGCUGAACAAUUCCAGCAUUCCCAGUUGGAUCUCGUCACCGACGUGGCAACCAAGCUUGCCGUCUCUGAUAGUUGUAUUUCCUCGGCAGUUGGGCCUGGGUCUAGUCUGAAUGUACCGGAUCUGAGUGAAAUAAAGAAAGAGGUGGUUGCGGAGGAUAAUUUUGUACUGGACUUGACAACCAAGCCAAAAAAAGUGGAGACAAAUGUUGGGGUCACCUCAACUGUCACAGAAACCAGUAACCUGUGUUUUAUGGGAGAGCAGGAAGAAGCUCUGAACCUGUCCUUGAAGCCUGCCCAGUCACGAGCAUCCCCAGAAGUGGAGAAACCUCAGGAGGCCAAUGAUCGAUGUCACAACACGCCUGUCAAGCAUUCCAAGCUUAUGGAUAUGGGCAAGCAUCUAGACAAAAAGCAGCUUGUGAAGUGUGAAACCUUUGCCAGUCUAGGCAAGCUGCAGCCAUAUUCAGUCACCAUGUCAACCAAUGCUUUACUGCUGAUGGAUUUUCACUGCCAUCUGACUACCAGUGAAGUGGUUGGCUACUUCGGAGGCAAGUGGGACCCCGCCUGUCAGCAUUUGUCCAUCCUUCAGGCAUUCCCAUGCCGCUGUCGCCUAGGAGACUCACACAGUGCCCCGCUGGUGGAAGAAGAGAUCCGGCUUCGAAUGUGUAACAAGGGUAUGAUGUUGGUUGGCUGGUACCACUCCCACCCAUACUGCCAGCCGGAGCCCUCCGUGCGCGACAUUGAGUGCCAGAUGUCGUAUCAGCUGCAGAUGAAAAACAACAAGUCAUCCACCUAUUAUCCAUGUGUCGCAAUUAUUAAUUCACCAUACAAUGCCGGUUCCCUGCACACAGAGUCUUCCCAGCAGAUGUACAUGGCAAUGCCACCACCUGAGGGUUACCUGUCUGAUGUUGGCGUCCCUAUGUCUUUGAAGUAUUCAACAAAACAGAACCAGUCCCUGGAUGAAGAACUACUCCCUGAAAUGCGUCUGUGUGCAGAAUUCUAUAGAAAUUCGCCCGAUUGGAUAACCUUUCAACACAGCUGGCACCCAGGGAUCACUUUCUUAGAGAAACUGAAGACUUCACUGAGUGGCAAGUCACCAAAAGACAAGUCAGAUAGCUCCACAUUUCUGGACUUUGUUCAACACGUCUUGACAACAUGAACCCCUAUUGACCUUCUCUCAUAAUCUUUGUCACUUUCUUUCAUGUGUGUAGAAUUUAAGUUCAUUGACUUAUUGAAGAAGAGUUUCACAGUUGUUUUGUUCAUGAACAUUUCUGCAUUUUAGUUUAAUAAUAAAAUACUUUAUUUAUUCUCUUUGUCAAUUGCUUCAAUUCGAAAGAAAUGCAUCUGUGUCAUAAAAAUGUGAAUCUUUUUUUUUCAAUUUCAAUUAACAGCAGGUUCUGUAUUUAAGUGAGUAUUCUUUAUAAAAUUGUUUUCCAAUCUUGUUCACUUGCGACAAUUGUUAUGUGUUGUGAAAUAAAAACAAAUCCAGUUUUUAUAACUCUGUAUGUAGUGCAAUAAAAUUUGAAUACAUUGUAUUGUGGAAA